This is a messenger RNA of Pomacea canaliculata, 4163 nucleotides long. Its product is annotated as organic cation transporter protein-like. The record is from RefSeq and is a predicted model, not a curated record. Bases 256 to 1878 code for a protein of 540 amino acids. NCBI's taxonomy places the organism in Eukaryota, Metazoa, Mollusca, Gastropoda, Architaenioglossa, Ampullariidae. Gene Ontology annotation, cellular component: membrane. Gene Ontology annotation, molecular function: transmembrane transporter activity. The transcript is spliced from 10 exons. Gene Ontology annotation, biological process: transmembrane transport.
UAUGAACCUUGUACGCACACUUGCUUGUAGAAGAGGCAAGGAGCAGACGGGCUUUUGAGAUGCUGUGAUUAACAUCAUUUACCCCCGACAAGCAAAUUAAAGGAAACAAUUUUCAAGAUGAAAUGGGAUUUUAUGAUUACAGAACGUAUCAAUGUUGUGAAACCUUUUAGAAACUCACCAAUUCAGCUGAACUUAAGGACCCUUUCUAUUAAUAUAUAAGUUACAUUUUAGUGGGGAAAAAAUUACAGAAGAAACAUGAAAGAGUAUGAAAAGAUUUUGGAAGACAUUCGACCUUUUGGUCCUUUUCAAAUUAGAGUAUUUUUGUUGGUGUCUAUGUUUGAAACACCAUUAGCAUGGGCAAUGCUUUUGCCAAUGUUUACAUCAGCAAAGCCUGAGGAGCUCUGUAUAGUGCAUGAGAAUAACAACACUACGGGAAGUAAGCAGGAUGAAUGUUGGGAUAAAGGAGCAAACGGAAGCAGUUGUCACUUUUCAAAUUCUUUUACAUCCAUUGUUACUGAGUGGGGACUGCAUUGCUCUAGUAACAGAGAUGUUCCUAACCACAUUACCUCCAUGCAGAUGGCAGGUGUUCUUGUAGGGGCUGUAGUAACAGGUCAACUUGCAGAUUUAUUUGGACGAAAGAAAGUACUGUAUGCAGAAUACCUACUGCUGCUUAUUACAUGGUUUGGGAGUGCCUUUGCACCAACCUGGCAGGUGUAUGCCACCAUGCGUGUAUUGGUUGGUGCUCUCACUGGAGGGUGCCUUGUUGUCAACUUUGUUCUACCCCUGGAGUUUGUAACACCAUCUUGGAGAACAUUUUGUGGCUGCAUUGGUCUUUGGGCUGUUGGAUUGAUAACACUUGCAGGAUGGGCAUAUGUUCUGCGAGAUUGGCGGCAUCUGACAAUGGCAACUGCAGCUGCCGGUGUUCCUAUGCUUUUUACGUGGUGGUUUGUGGCUGAAAGCCCUCGAUGGCUUAUUAGCCGAGGGAGACUUGGGAAGGCAAAGAAAAUUUUAAGAGCAGCAGCAAAGACAAACAACAGACCUGUCCCUGACUUUACUGAACUGGAGAGAGUUGUAGAGGAAACACAGCAUAAGAAGCAAGAGCAAAAGAAGUAUUUUUACUGGCACCUUUUCAGUUCCUGUAGACUUGUUCGUGGCACUUUUAUUUUGAUGUAUGCUUGGUUUGUCUCAAGUGCUGUGUAUUAUGGAAUGAACUUCAAUGUGGCAAACUUGGCAGGUGAUCGCUAUCUAAAUGCCUUGGUAUCUGGCCUUGUGGAAAUUCCAGCACUGAUUUUAGUGGUGUGUGUAAACAACAGAUGGGGACGACGCAAGACAGUGGCUUGUCUGAUGCUUGUGGCAGGACUCUUUAGUUUCUCCAUUUUGAUCAUAGAUAUGACAGACAAUAUGGAGAAGCAGAAUGUGCUUGUAGUGGUUUUUGCCAUGAUUGGCAAGUUUGGCAUCUCUGGAGGCUGGGCAGCCACGCAAGUUUUCUCAGCAGAAACUUUUCCCACAGUCAUCAGAAACAUAGGCAUAGGAGCCUGCUCCAUGGCAGCUAGAGUUGGAGGAAUAGCUGCCCCCCAACUCGUUCUCUUGGGUAAAGAUAGCAAGGCUGUACCAUUUACUGUUUUUGGAGUUCUAGCUAUAGUGUGUGCACUUCUGAUGGUCUUUUUACCUGAGACAACACACACCCCUCUCUCUGAUCUUUUGAAAUAUGACACCAGUGUCUAUCUCACAGAGCAGUCUGUUGACGUUCCGCUUACUCCCACACAAACGAGCGUAGAGAGUGAAGAGACACAGCCAUCAGAAGACUUGCAACCCCUGGCAGGCACAGAGAGAGAGACCUGUGCAGGCGAGUCUGGUGUAGGAAAGAUUGUUACCUAGGUAACCAGUCAAUUGCUUCUAAGGAAUUCAGUAUGAUCGGGAAGCCAUGUUUCACAUGAGUAGUGGCAGCAAACUAAAAUUGGAAUUUUAAAGAACAGUGUGUUUGGAAAAGUCUUGCAGCAGAAUUCUUUCAUUUUUUUUUUCAUGAAGUUAUCACUUAACUGAAAAAACCCAUGCUAUGCUGUAACAGUAGCAAAAUAACUUUUUUUUUUUUUAAAGAAUUGAUCAUUGAAGCUUGUUAAUUGUGUCAGUAUAACCAUGCUUCUGUGAAAUCAAAUUUGGAUGUUAUUUAUUUUGAGAUGUGACUGUAUUUUGUGGGAUCUUUUAAUUGGCAAAAGUAUUUCAAAUGACUAUAGGAAAUUCAUUGCAUCCAUUUCCUUUAAUCAUUAACAUCAUCAACAAAUUUAUGACUCCAAUUCUGUAGAUUGUCAUUGUGUGAGAUGUGUAUAUUUUUGGGAUUAUACUAACAGGUUAAGAUGUUUUUAAGAUAUAAUUGGAUGUCACAUCAGUCUUUUCAACUAUUUCACACUAUUAAACCACGAAUUUGUAUUACUGGACUGCUGGCAGAUGAUUUGUUUCCAGUUUACUGCUAAAGCUGGGCAGGUGUGUAUAAAGCUUCCAGUUUAGUCACAUUCAUUGUUUAGGCUCACUGAGACUAACAGAGGAGAACUUUGCAAGGGGCUAAGGGUUUGUCUCAGCAGACAGACAGACAGCUGUCCACCUAUACACAUCUGUGCUUACACUGACAGAUGUAUAGUUAGGGUAAGGCUAUACACAGCCCUUUUUCCUUACUUUACUCCCAUUUCUGUACGAAGAGGAAGUUGUGCUUUUGUGAUAAGUUGAUCAUGUCUGGUGUUUAUCUAGCAUUUUUCUGCCAUAGGUUUCAAAUUAAGUUACAAAAUUAUUUUUCAUUAUCCUGGUCAGUACUCGUAUAGAAAACCAUGACUUCUAGAAGUGACAGCCGUUUCAUUACUUCGCUUGUAUCUGUCUCCUCAUCAUAAAAUAAUCUUUAUAACCAUUUGUGUGUUAUGAUGGAGCAAGACACAUUGUUAGCUGAAGUAUUGAAUCCGUAGCUUACAAAUACCACAUAUUGUUGAAGUCCAUUUUCUAUAGAUGUUUGCUAAACUAUUUAACUACCAGCUUGAUGUGGAAGAGUGAGGAAUAGUGUUGUAGUUAUGUUUGAUUAGUCUUGUUGCUUUACAACUCUUAACAGUAUUUAUGGUGAGGAGGUGCAUUGGUGAUGUUGAGCAUUUGGCAUCUCAUAUGGAGUGUAAAAUUUUUAUGUGACCUAUACACCAAGUUAAUGUACUUAUUUUGUGUUCUUGCUGUAGCAUUUUCUAAUGUGAGGCUUCAAACUUGACAAAUAUCUGUAAAAAUGGUUCAUCAACCUCAGUUCAGAUGUGAUCUUGUACCCUCAAAAAACCCCAACCUUUUUUGGUUUGGCCUACAUGUUGUUAUCCAAUCUAUCAUAAUGACCUAUAUUGCAUGUCUGAACAUUUGAUGACUAAAGUAAUAAGCUGUCACCUUUAACAGACAUCUUUUAUUGUAAACUUUAUAAGGCAUCUGUGCAUAGAAGAAUUUUUUAAUUCUUCAGCCUUUUUCAAACAAUCAGGACAUGUUAAUUUUUGUUAUAUUUUGGGCUUUUUUUGUCUGUAUUAUUUAUGAGAAAAUAUAGUGGCAUUCCAGUCCAUGCUUCAGGGUGCAGUUUAGACCCUGACAAUAUUUUGGCAUGCCACUUACAUAUCAGGUCAUGACAUUCUUACGCAUUAAAUUUUUUAAAUAGCUGCCAUUGCAUGUUAUGAUGGCAAAUUAUUGUACUGUUCCCUCCACCACCUGACACAAAAAACAACAGGAGAACGUGUAAGGAGACCUGACCAUGGAAGAUGAUGAAAAUGUUAAGUUGCCAUGAAUCUCCUGAAUAUGUUAUUUUGUAUAAUUUAUUUUUCAUAACGUUUAUUUGUAUUUGCUAUGAAGAAUUAGAUCUAAAUUUGAAAAGUUUGUUCUAUGUAUGAUCAUUGAAGGACAUGAAUUUUGUGCAUGUAUGCCACAUACACACAAGCAUGAGCUUAUACAGAAUAAUGUUUGAAUGUGUGAAUGUCUUCUCUGUGCUGAAGUCCAGGCAUUUUCAUUCAUUUUUGCAUAUGCUUACAUGUGCACAUGAACAAUCUUGACUUUUUUGUGGCCUGCUUACUGGGUAAACAGAUUAAAAGUGCUACAUGUUACUCUCCAAAGUUUGAUGCGUGAAAUUAAAGUGAAGCAUGAAGCUUAACUUGAUAAAACAUGUA